AUGUCGCACGGAGCCGGGCUCGUCCGCACCACGUGCAGCAGCGGCAGCGCGCCGGACCGCGGCGGCCCGCCCGCGCGAGCCUCGGAGGGGCUGCUGGACCCCUUGUACCCCCGCACGCACGCGGCCCUGCUGAAGGUGGCGCAGAUGGUCACUCUGCUGAUCGCCUUCAUCUGUGUGCGGAGCUCUCUGUGGACCGACUACAGCGCCUACAGCUACUUUGAAGUGGUCACCAUUUGCGACUUGAUAAUGAUCCUCGCCUUUUACCUGGUCCACCUCUUCCGCAUCUACCGCAUGCUCACCUGUAUCAGCUGGCCCCUGUCGGAACUUCUGCACUAUGGAAUCGGUACCCUGCUCCUGCUCAUUGCCUCCAUCGUGGCAGCCUCCAAGAGCUACAACCAGAGCGGGCUGGUAGCCGGAGCGAUCUUCGGUUUCUUGGCCACCUUCCUCUGCCUGGCUAGCAUAUGGCUGUCCUACAAGAUCUCGUGUGUGACCCAGUCCACAGAUGCAGCUGUCUGACCUGGCCACAGCCUUCGGGCCCCGAGGGAGCUCUGCAGACCGAGGACCAGCGACAGCGACCCCACGCGAGGCUUCUGGACCCGUGUUCCCGUGCCAAAGGCCUGCUCUGCUGGUGGGCACAGGGAAGGGCCUGCCCUUCCUUUCUUCUAGUCUUCCUUGGAGAACAUUCUGCGAAAGGAAAGUAGCCUCAGGGGACAUCUGGUCCCUCACUUCCUGCUUUUAGAACCGCCUCAGGUACUGAUGCCUCCCCCCACCACUUGGUGGGGGUUUGUGAAUACUCCCACAUCAAUCUGCUUCAACUUCACUUUCCUCAGGGGAGUGAUGCUGCCUUAAGUCCUCUUACAAAAACAAAGCCUCCUCCUAAUUUAUCUCGUUUGUCAAUCUGGUCUCUGAGGUAUCCUCUUUCUGAAAGUGAGCUGUGCCCGUUCUCAAAUCGGAGAUCUCACGUCUCCUUACCCUGUCUCUGACUUUGUUACCAUUGUGUGUGUAUGUGCGUGCGUGUGUGUUUUUUAAUAAAACAUUGACUUGACCACUUG
Messenger RNA from Microcebus murinus (gray mouse lemur), 1052 nucleotides. NCBI's taxonomy places the organism in Eukaryota, Metazoa, Chordata, Mammalia, Primates, Cheirogaleidae. The record is from RefSeq and is a predicted model, not a curated record.